GUUUAUUUCAUCUAACCUAGCUCCUGCUUCAAUUCUCGUUAAUGGUUUAUCUGCAUCCAAGAAGCCUGGGAGUAUUUAGUUUUCAACCCUAAAUUGUUGAUGCCGAUAUUUCAAAUUUCAAAACAAUGAUCAAUGUCAUCCGCGUGGAACUAUUUGGUGAGGAAAUUUGGACGACCUUCAAAAAAGAAAACAACGUUAGAAACACUGGGGCACCAUGUUGUAACUAAAAAACAAGCUGCUGCUCUUAUGACAUGUCUAGAAUACUUAACAGAAAAUAUAUCUUCCAACGGUCUGUUUCUUUCACCCGGAAACGUUGAUCACUCGGAACAAAUUUAUCGAAAAAUAGAAUCUGGCAAAGGAAAACUGCUCAAAUAUCUGUAUGAAAUCUCCGCUCCAAGAGAAUGUGCCAUGGCCGUGAACAGAUUCAUAAAAGCGUAUAAAGUCUCCAUGUUGCCCGAAAGAGCACUAAAUUUAUUAUGUGCGCAAAACGAUGGCAUUCCAGAACGGUUAAUUGCACUCGACGCUCUGAAUUUGAUCCAGCAUGAAUCAUCCGGUGCACAGCUACAGUUCGCUCGAGCGUAUCUGCAGAUGAUGCAACAACUGACGCUACGUGGUUAUUUUACCCCGCAUGAGAUAAAAACGAUUAUCAGCCCUUAUCUGGCCAUACCAACGCUGUUCCCCGGUCGCAAUGAAAUGGAGAAUAUUACCGCUAAAACCGUCACACUGAUGGAGAUGUUUCUCAGUGUGCACCUGUUGGACGAUCCUGACGCACUUUCGGCGGAGCUUGAGCAGGAAGCCUUAUGAAACUAAUAUGGAAUUUCCUGCUACUGUUGUCACAUUGUUGAUUAUGUCUAGAAAUACAAAUUCUUUUUCGAUUAAGUGUUCUGAACUUGAGUAAAAGUGGUAAAAAUAGUAUUUGCCUCAUUCGUUGCAAUACUCAUAUCUACAUAUAAAUUCAUAUCAGCACACAUAGCUGCUCUUCAGCUUAUAAUAAUGGAGUCAUUAGUCCCCAUUCGAAGACGACAUUCUACUUGAAGGCAAUUUAUUGAGGCUCCGCAAACAAAACAAGGCAGAUAAGCGCGGCCAGUUGUUGAACUGAAUCAUCUGCAUUGGCAUUGGUAUACUGUUAACUAAAUCUAUAUUCAUUGUUCGGCGUUCGGUUCAGGUGUGACAAUCGUUGCAAGUGCGUCUAAGGAAAUGUUUCGUAAAUUGUGUUGCAAAUCCACCAGCUACAGCAUGGAAAAUUCUUCAGCAUUCUCAACAGCUACUGCUAACAGUACCGAUUUGAAAAACGAUUCAGCUGUGACGACACAACCGGUAUUCAAAAAAGUAAAUCACGAAGGUAGAAACGAUACAACCGCAGUGAGUAAUUAAACGGAAGUCGAUAUGUUCUGUCGGUUGUUCGAGAUGAAAAUGUUGGUAUUCAUGGCAUUUAUAUAGAUUAUUUUUAAGACGGAUAGAAUUAAAAUGGAAAUCUCUUUGUACUGAAAUAAAGCAAAUAU
Molecule: messenger RNA, 1502 nt
Organism: Wyeomyia smithii (pitcher-plant mosquito)
Lineage: Eukaryota; Metazoa; Arthropoda; Insecta; Diptera; Culicidae
Exons: 5
Coding region: 133-804 (223 amino acids)
Source: RefSeq, a predicted model, not a curated record